UUAUGUUUUCUUUUUGACACUUGCUCCACACGUGCGAGUUGAAAACAACUCGGCAUCAAAAAAUGGGCAAAGCCAAACGAGUGAAACCAUCCCAAGUGGGCUCGAAAGUGCCCCUGGAACAAGAAAUUGAGGAGGCCAAGUUCGCAAAGGGCAAAAACAGGAACAAAAUACGCCUACGCCAGGAUGAAGAGGAGAAGUUCGUCGAUGCGAAUUUGACGAGAAAAAUUUUGUCGGCGGCCAGAGAACAACAGCGCGAGGAAUUUGGGCCGACACCAGCUGAAGCAGCUGCUGGCAGACACAAGCCUGUGAAACUUGGUGAUGACUUUGAUUCCGACUCUGACAAAGAAGAUGAAGACAAUUUGGAGCCCGACACUUUUUACGAAAAUAUUGAAAUCAAUGAGGAUGAUGAGAAAGCAAUGGAAAUGUUCAUGAGCAAAAACCCAGCACCCAGGAGGACUUUAGCUGACAUUAUUAUGGAGAAAAUCACAGAAAAACAAACAGAACUGGACACACAUUUCAGUGAUGCUGGGUCUUUACAAAUGCAAGACUUGGAUCCUAAUGUUAAAGCCAUGUAUGAAGGUGUCAGGGAUGUUUUAAGGAAAUACAGGAGUGGCAAAUUACCAAAGGCUUUCAAAAUUUUGCCCAAUCUCAGGAAUUGGGAACAAAUAUUGUACAUAACAGAUCCUCCAAGCUGGUCAGCAGCAGCUAUGUAUCAGGCCACAAGGAUCUUUGCUUCAAAUUUGAAAGAAAAGAUGGCUCAGAGGUUCUUCAAUUUAGUCCUGCUUCCCAGAAUCAGAGAUGACUUGGCUGAGUACAAAAGAUUAAAUUUCCACUUGUACCAGGCUUUGAGAAAGGCUCUGUUCAAGCCUGGUGGUUUUAUGAAAGGUAUUCUGUUACCUUUGUUGGAAAGUGGAAAUUGCACAUUAAGGGAAGCCAUAAUAGUAGGUUCAGUGGUGGCCAGGAAUUCAAUUCCUAUUUUGCAUUCUUCUGCAGCUCUUUUGAAAAUAGCUGAGAUGGAUUAUACAGGGGCAAAUUCAAUAUUUUUAAGGAUAUUCUUUGACAAAAAGUAUGCUUUGCCUUACAGAGUUGUGGAUGCUUGUGUCUUUCACUUUUUGAGAUUUGAAAGAGACCAGAGGGAAUUGCCAGUCCUGUGGCACCAAGCUUUGUUAACCUUUGUACAAAGGUACAAAGCUGAUAUUUCUAGUGAACAGAAAGAAUCACUGUUGGAAUUGUUGAAGAAACAGAAUCACCACACUAUUACUCCAGAGAUCAGAAGGGAAUUACAACAUGCCAAGUGUAGGGAUGAAGAAACAGCAACACCAGCAAUGGACUUUGAUUAAUAUUUAUUUUUGAAAUAUAGAAAUAUAAAUAAAUUUGUUAUAAAAUUUUA
This is a messenger RNA of Aethina tumida (small hive beetle), 1390 nucleotides long. Its product is annotated as bystin. Gene Ontology annotation, molecular function: snoRNA binding. The record is from RefSeq and is a predicted model, not a curated record. The transcript is spliced from 2 exons. NCBI's taxonomy places the organism in Eukaryota, Metazoa, Arthropoda, Insecta, Coleoptera, Nitidulidae. The coding region runs from base 63 to 1340 and encodes 425 amino acids. Gene Ontology annotation, cellular component: preribosome, small subunit precursor; nucleolus; cytoplasm. Gene Ontology annotation, biological process: rRNA processing.